This is a messenger RNA of Xiphophorus maculatus (southern platyfish), 5496 nucleotides long. It is a transcript of the gene cdh7a, whose product is annotated as cadherin 7. Bases 737 to 3136 code for a protein of 799 amino acids. Lineage: Eukaryota; Metazoa; Chordata; Actinopteri; Cyprinodontiformes; Poeciliidae. Gene Ontology annotation, cellular component: adherens junction; catenin complex; plasma membrane. Gene Ontology annotation, molecular function: cadherin binding; calcium ion binding. Gene Ontology annotation, biological process: cell morphogenesis; calcium-dependent cell-cell adhesion; adherens junction organization. The record is from RefSeq and is a predicted model, not a curated record. The transcript is spliced from 12 exons.
UCCGCUCCUGCUGCCGCUGCUGCGCGUCCCUUGUCGCCUGCACAGUACAAGAGGGAUGUAGAGACUAAACCCCGAACCCUGCAGCUGGGGUUCCCUGCACACCACCGAGGCGACAGUGCGCAGGAGAGAGAUAGAGAGCGAGAGAGACACGGAGGGAAGUAUGGAAGGAGGGAGGGAGGGAAGAGGAGAAGGUGAGAAACAGAGACGGGGAAGAGUCAGAAGCGCCAUCUCUCUGCUGUGGCUGAGCGUUUACGCGCGAUCCGAGAGCACAUCUCCAGCCUCUCCGGGACUAAAUCCACCAUGAUAACUUCCAAACUCCUAAUUCUCACAUAAUCUGGCUUUCUUUAUGGGCUGCAAUAAGAGAGGGAAGGUGCAACUUUUACCAACGGAAAUCAUCCAUGUGAAGUUCCUUUGGUGCCAAUUACAAAGAGUCAGUGUCCAAGCCCCCCAGUCAAGUCCCCGGUGAACCUCUCGACCAGCUCUCUGGGUCCAAAUCGGCAGGAAUAAUCCCACUUCCCCUCUCCGAUAAAGGAGAAACAGGAAGUUGUGCAGCAAAAUGCAGAAUUUGAGUCAUUUUCAACCCGUGUGCUCUUUUCAGGGUCCAAUUGCUGCUGCUUUCUUGUGAAACGCAGAGUCCGGACUGUUCAGAUAAAAGCCCAAGGGUUUUGACAUUUCAGUUCUUUUUAAUUUUUGCUCCUGUUCUUGCUUCAGUGCAUUUUGGAGGGGAGCCCAGACGAUGGGUUGGUGUUGUUCAGGCAUAUGCAGAGCCCUGGCUCUCCUGGUGCUCCUGUUUGUCUUGCGGGGCAGAGGCUGCUGCUGUUGGGGGCUGAGUCCCAGCUCUGGGGACGGGGAGAAGUCCCUGCGCUCUGAUCCGGACUCCUGGGAGGCCCUGCACAGGAACAAACGCAGCUGGGUAUGGAACCAGUUCUUCGUUUUGGAGGAGUACACAGGAAACGAACCUCUUUACGUCGGCAAGCUGCACUCUGAUGUGGAUAAAGGAGACGGCAAGGUGAAGUAUGUGUUGUCUGGUGAGGGGGCCACCUCUAUCUUCACUAUCGACGAGAACACUGGAGACAUCCAUGCCACAAAACGCCUCGAUCGGGAGGCCCAGGCUUACUACACCCUCCAAGCUCAAGCCAUUGACCGGAUAACCAACUUGCCUGUUGAGCCAAGGUCUGAGUUUGUGGUCAAGGUGCAGGACAUCAAUGACAAUGAACCAAAGUUCCUGGACGGGCCGUACCUGGCAGGGGUGCCAGAGAUGUCACCUUUAGGAACCAUGGUGGUGCAAGUGGCAGCCACAGAUGCAGAUGACCCGACUUACGGGAACAGUGCCCGGGUGGUCUACAGCAUCAUCCACGGGCAGCCGUACUUCUCGGUGGAGCCCAAGACAGGUGUCAUAAGAACAGCUUUGCCCAACAUGGACCGGGAGACGAAAGACCAGUAUGUGCUGGUCAUUCAGGCCAAAGACAUGGUGGGCCAAAUGGGCGGCCUCUCCGGCACCACCUCUGUCACGGUCACUCUCACUGAUGUCAACGACAACCCACCUCGGUUCGCUCACAAAAGCUAUCAGUACACAGUGCUGGAGUCGCUACCAGUGCAAUCUGUGGUGGCCAGAAUCAAAGCGGCAGAUGCUGAUAUCGGCUCCAACGCGGAAAUGGACUACAGGAUCAUGGACGGUGACGGGCCCGGCAUGUUCAAUAUAACAACAGACGAGGACACACAAGAGGGGGUUAUUAUCCUGCAAAAGCCCCUAGAUUUUGAGACAAGAAGUGGCUUCGCUCUAAGAAUCGAGGCCACAAACAGGAACAUUGACUCCAAUUUCUUGAGCCUCGGCCCAUUUAGUGACAUAACGUCAAUGAAGGUUUCCGUGGCAGAUGUGAACGAGCCGCCCGUCUUUUCUACACCGCUUUCCAAACUGAAUGUUUCCGAGGACGCCAAAGUGGGCACCUCAAUCGGUAGAGUCUCUGCCCACGAUCCAGAUAACUCCAACAGUGGCAUCAGGUACUCCAUUGACAGAAACACAGACUUGGAGCGUUUUUUCAACGUUGACGCUUUGAGUGGCAUCAUCAGCACAGCCAAGUCUCUGGACCGAGAAGCCAACUCCAUCCACAAUCUCACCAUUUUAGCCAUCGAGAGCUUGGAUCCAAACCAGAUUGGGAAAGGCAUAACUCUGAUCACGGUGUUGGACGUAAAUGAUAACGCCCCAGUCUUUGCAAUAGACUACGAAACACUCCUGUGUGAAAACUCAAUGCCAGGGCAGGUGAUUCAGACCAUCAGUGCGGUGGACAAGGACGAACCUCUGGACGGACAUCGCUUUAAUUUUGCCCUGGAUGGAACCGUCGCUGGAAACCUGAAUUUCACCCUGCGAGAUAACAAAGACAACACUGCCUCCAUACUGACGAAACGAGGUGGCUUCAGGAGACGGGAGCAGGCUGUGUAUCGACUGCCCGUGUUGAUUACAGACAACGGAAAACCCACCCUCAGCAGCACAAACACGCUUUCGGUGCGCGUAUGUGACUGUGACUCGGAUGGCGUGGCCCUGUCUUGUGGAGCCGUGGCCUACACGGCAACUGGCCUUAGCACCGGCGCCCUUCUGGCUAUUCUGGGCUGCAUCAUUACACUUCUGGUGAUGGUUCUGUUGAUUGUGACAAUGCGCCGGAGAAGGAAGCAGCCCUUGAUUCUGGAGGAGGAGAGGGACAUCAGGGAGAACAUCGUCCGCUAUGACGACGAAGGAGGGGGAGAGGAAGACACGGAGGCCUUCGACAUGGUCACCCUGCGCAACCUCAACAUCAUCAGAGACCCGGCCGCACGGCGAGACGUCACGCCGGACACUCCCACCUUUUACCAAUACACCUCUGCUUCCCGCCCGUCCUACAAGUCGCUGCCCGACAACGUGGUGUUUCGAGAGUUCAUCUGGGAGCGGCUGAAGGACGCCGACGUGGACCCCACGGCUCCCCCGUACGACUCCCUGCAGACGUACGCCUUCGAGGGCAGCGGGUCUGUAGCUGAGUCACUGAGCUCGCUGGAGUCACUAAGUACAGACUCGGACCAGAACUACGACUACCUCAGCAACUGGGGGCCGCGCUUUAAAAAGCUGGCCGAUCUGUACGGCAACAGUGACAGCAUGUUCUCGUAGCCCCCAAAUGUCUCCCUUAGCAGUUCUGGAACUUUAAAACAUGUGAGUAAUAUAUUGUCAGAGCAAGUGGUUUUGUCCGCCUUGGUGCAGCUGAGGAAAAGAUUCAAAGACAACAUAAGUGAUUGAAGGAAAAACACUUUGACUUCAAAGGUUUUUUUGGUUUGUUUACCUCCUAGUAUGGGCUUUCAAAAGCGUGCCAUGGUGAGUUUUGACACUGACUUCAAAAGUGGCUUGACUGAGGAGGAAGCCUUGUGUGCAAAAGACAUUAAAGGUUUCACAUUUUGGGCCUGAGUCCAACCGCUGACUGCAAAAUGCAUUACAUUGGAAGCUUUUUUUUUUUUUACAGGGAGAAACCUGUCCUUUCAUUCCAGUGAUGGGCACAGUACCAACACUCCGGCUUUGAUGCAUUCCUUUGCUAUCUCUGUGCUAAAAAACAAAAAGUUUCUCAUGAAAGGCUGUCCCCCUGGCAGCUAAUCAGUAGUCUCUGGACUGCUCAGAUGAAAUAUGAGAACAAUUUAUGUUUCUUAUUACUGUUUUUUUGUAGGAGACGGUUGAAAAUGGGCUGUAUUUUAUAAACCUUUACACCCAGAGCCACAUUAGUCAUGGACUCAGUCAUAAUUCUUAAAGUUACUAGCCAGACUUUUCUGUAAAAUCUGAUCAAAUUCUCUUUAGAUAUUGAAACCUACAAUAUUUUCUUUCAGGUUUUCCUUUUUGUUUUGGUAUUUUGUCUUAAAUUCAUCCAUCCAUUGUCUACACGCACUUAUCCCGGCAGGGUUGGUGGGCUGGUGCCAUUUUAUGUCAAAUCCUAGUUAUAAAUCCUAGAAACACACACUUCUGCUGAUGUCACAAGGGGCAGAGUUGAACUAGCUGUAGAGAUUCAUGUCUGACCGACUGCAACCAAUUCCCAUUUCCUUUUAGGAAUUUCUGCAAGCAGCUAACAAAAUGUAAUAGAUAUAUAAUAUAUCACAAUAGAUAUUUUUGUACCUGAAAAUUUGAGUAAAAUAGGCAAAGGAGGUGAAUGACCUGUACCUGCUGUUGUAGUUAGCACAAAAAGUAAGGACAUAUUAGUUUGGCUCACUCUAUAUUUGCAGAAAUAGUGAAUUUUGGAAAUGAAACAUAUAUUUGGAAAGCCUGCUUGUUUCUCCUUAAAUUGUGGCACAUUUGUGAGGAAAAUGGAUUUGUAGGUAAAGCAGCAGAGUUGAGUAUUUGGGCAGCACACUUUUUUUUGUUGAAUGGCAUAUUUUUCAACCAGCAUUGAAUCCAUCAGUUUGGUUCUGUUGGUCACCCUGGCAUGUACGACACACCUAAAGUUAUCCCACAAGUGUUCAAAGGGGUUGUGGCAAAGACUGUAGGCAGAGUUUGGCUCCUUAAAUCAGUCAUACUGCAUAAAUUCGGAGUAAUAUUCCAAAAAACACCAAAGUUGUUGAAGAUGACCAGAGUUUCACCCUUGAGGAAUUGCUGAUCAGUUCAUGCAAAGUUCUUGAACAAACAAACUGCUUAUUGUUUUACUUUAAAUUGGAACGGAAAGAAGAAAAUGUUUCCUGCUGGUAGCUGCACAGCUGCUGCAUCACCCACCACUACCACCAACUAUUGUUGCCAGGCAUAUCCACUUUUGAUGAGCCAAAUCCUACCUGUUAGUUCUACUACACUUGCUCCUGCCAAACAUCCUAUGCCGCCAUCGUCUUUCCAGUUGCUCUGCAGCCAGAUGGAGUGAAGGUGUAUGGGGGAAGUGCAUUUGUCCAUUGAGUCAUUGGAUUGGUAUGUACCAGUAAACAAGCAUUCACUGCCACUCCCACUACAUUGUGGCCUAACAAGUAUGAAAUAGAAUUGAAAAGUGAUGAACAUGAAUGGAUGCCAGUCAGACAGACACAAAAAAGUACUCAAAAUCUCUGAAGUCCCUUUAAUUUUGUCACGUUAAAUUACAAAGAGUGUUUUUGAAUACUGGUUUUAAUUUUAUAUGGGCAGUAGGGAAUGGGAGGUUGAUCAGAGUUGAUGGGGAGUUGGGUGGAGGUAAAUACAGGACAAUCAUAGAGGAAAAGCUGUUGGAAUCAACAACAGACUUGAGAUUUAGGUUCACCUUCCAGCUGAAUGGUAGCCUUCAACAGAUAACCAGAGCUACAAUUGAAUAUUUUAGAUCAAAGCAUGUCUUUGCGUUAAAAUGACCCAGUCAAUGUUCAAACCAAGAUGCACUAUGUUCCUUCUGACUGAGCUUGAGUUAUUUUGCAAAGAAAAGCAUACAAAAAUCUGAGUCUCAAGAUGCUGGUAGAGACAUUUCCAAAAGGACUUCUAUGCUGUAAUUCAGGGGUGUCAAACUCCAGUCCUCGAGGGCCACUGUCCUGCAACUUUUAGAUGUGCCUCUG